AUGGUCGACGCCACCCCAAAGAAGAGCGGCUUCCGGGCAAUGUUCGGGAUGCGCCCCAGUACACCGAAAGAGCCAGGGAUACGGAAGAAGCUAUCUAAGAAGAGCUCACGAAUGGAACUCACAGCGAAGCCGGGAGCCGAUGAUGCAGCAGAUCGCCGACGUCAGGACUCCGGCAGCUUCUCUAGCCAAUACAGCGGAGAGCGAGCAAGACAAUAUGGGACCCUGCCAACGUAUGCAGAUGUCACAGGGUAUACUCCACCCCUCUUUCGAGAUGACCCAUACACAGCGCUUCGUUCAGAAUCCAAUGUCGUCCCCCAGUACCUGCAAUCAGAUGCCGUCUACCGUCGCAAUUCAGGAGGACUGCAACAGUCCGCCGCUCCGUUCUACCAAGCUACCACUGCCAAUUCUGCUAGAUCCGGAUCUCUGCCUCAAAUCUAUCACCCACACACCGAGAACAAGUAUCAGCAACCAGCAUCAUCAAGAUUUCCACCAUCGAAACUGAGCAAGGCCCAUCGAGCACCGGCAACAGUACGACAAAAUGAUGUCCUCGAUAAGGACACUGGCGAACGCAAGGACCUCACAGACAUGAUGCAUGCUUUCACAUACAACGAGGCGCUUGACUCGGUUGAUGAAGUGAGCCACGCGCCGGAAGAGGUCUACUACGACCCAGACAAGCCAGAUGGUACAGCCACGUUGAGUGCCGUGUCUCCAGAGAUCUGGCUGCACAUAGCAGAGUACAUAUCAGCACUGGAUGUUGCACAUCUUUCAUCGACCUGCCGCACGAUGUUUACUCGUUUGGGUCGCCAGCCCUAUAAAUUAUUGUUGGACCCCGAAAAUCGCCCGCACCGUCUCGACUUUUUGCUUGCAAUGGAUCACAAAUUGCCUCGACAUCUUUUCUGCUUCCCAUGCGCUCAGUGGCAUUUCCGAAUACAACCAGGCUUCGAGACGCUCAAACCGCACAAUGUCCUCAACCCACUCUUCGAGUGUCCGAAUUUUACUAACAAUCUUCUCCCGCCCCCAAGGAUCCGUAUCAGCGAAGGUCGCACGUUACCAUUUGCUUUUGUGCAGCUAGCAAGGCGACACUGGGCAUUUGGACCUGAGUAUGGAAUCUCCCACGAGUCCCUUGGACGCCGCUGGAAGGACCCUCACUCGCCAUGGUUGCACGAGAGCAAGUAUCAUGUUACCGACAGGGGGCACGUCCUGAUGCGCAUCAAGUCACAAUCUUAUGUCGAGGGCGGGAUGACGAUGGCGGGGAAGCGCAUGUUGAUCUUCAGCCGAGAAGACUACACACCGUAUUUCAGUGUGUGUAGCCACUGGAAGAACGGUGUUCUGACCUCGGUACCCAAGUGCGCACUCGAUCACAUUCCGGUCCCAGAAGUGAACAUGGUCAACGGGAUCAAGGACCGUCUGGCUCCCAAGAAGGCUGUCGGCAAUGUGCCUACCUGUCAGAAGUGUAGGCCCAUGCGUCGCUGCCCGGAGUGCCCCACAGAGUAUUUAUUCGAGCUCAAGAUGGUGGAAGACAGGACAGUGAAGAGCAAUGGAGCAGAGCGAUUCAAACAAGCUCUUGUCGUCACGAGGUGGAGUGAUCUCGGGCCUGGACGAAGCCCCGUUGACAGGGAGUGGGCAGCUAUCAUUGGCGAGAACGAAGAAUACGACAGCUUCCAAGAGAUUGGUAGGAGAGCGAUCAGCGGUGUUUUCGAGAGUGCAUUUACCGACACAACGCCUGGCCAGAGGGUUGUAACAAUGAACCCGCAGAAGGUCAAAGCGAACGAGAUCGCCGGCGACUGGUACUAG
Molecule: messenger RNA, 1794 nt
Organism: Didymella exigua CBS 183.55
Lineage: Eukaryota; Fungi; Ascomycota; Dothideomycetes; Pleosporales; Didymellaceae
Exons: 1
Coding region: 1-1794 (597 amino acids)
Source: RefSeq, a predicted model, not a curated record